UCCGAGUGGUCGAGCGUGCAAUCGACAUCAAAUUGUGUUAUUUUUAUUGCCACAUGCAACGCACGUGUCCUCCGGUUCCAGGAACUGCAAUAAUAUUAACCAUCUCUUUGCCAGGGAGCUCAGCGCUACACGGUGCCAUUUCGAAAUUCGUCGACGAAGAAUAACUAUAGGACCAACUGAACAGUUCAACUUUACUUUAAACAAAAAAAUAUCAAAUUAGUCAUUUCAAAACAAUCCAAAUGUAAACGAGUGGUUCGGAAGCACUCUCCUCCAGUCCGCGAAUCCGUCUCGUAUUUUCCAUCCACCAGCUCCAUGUUUUGACUACCACCACCAACAGCAACAGAGUGAACUCUGCCAACACACAGCCAUUGCGCUCGCAAUCCCCACUGUGUUUUUCAACAAAAUGGCUGAUUUAGGGGAUGAUACCGGAGCGAGAGCUCUGCUGGCCCUCAAAUCUGCUCCUUGUAGCCCGGUGCGUAUUUCUAUCCCGCCCAUGUACGCUUCGUCCGGGAUCACAUCAUCCAUGCCCCUCUCCCCUCCGGCGCAGGCCCUCGCUCGUCUGGAAGGCAGGGACUUCGAGUUCGUCAUGCGCCAGAGGACGGUGACCGUGGGCCGCAACUCCUCGCACGGCUCCGUGGAUGUCAACAUGGGCCACUCGAGCUUCAUAUCGAGAAGACAUUUGCAGAUCACUUUCGAGGAUCCGCAUUUCUACUUGCGCUGUCUCGGCAAGAACGGCGUGUUUGUCGAUGGCGUUUUUCAGAGAAGAGGCGCACCUUCACUUCUCUUACCGAGAGAGUGCACAUUUCGAUUUCCCAGUACGGUUAUCAAGAUCCAGUUUACGGCGCUCUACCACAAGGAGACACAGAAAGAGGAAGAUCCUGUAUCACCUGUGAGACCCCUUUACCCACAGAUCUCUCCGCUGAAAAUCAGCAUUCCUGAUAAUGAUUUCAGAAGUAUGAGGAGUCCACUUCCUUCACCCACAGGAACUAUCAGUGUUCCCAAUUCCUGCCCAGCGAGCCCUCGUGGAGCAGGCUCUUCAGGAUACAGAUACGGAUGUAACGUCACCUCGGACCUCCAGCUGGCAGCUGAAUUUGCAGCCAAAGCCGUAUCGGAACAGCGAACUGAAGCCACAGGAGGAGACAGUCCUAAAGAUGAAUCCAAACCUCCAUACUCGUACGCUCAGCUGAUAGUUCAGGCCAUCUCAUCAGCUCCAGACAGACAGCUAACACUAAGCGGCAUCUACACUCACAUCACCAAACAUUAUCCGUACUACAGGACAGCAGACAAGGGCUGGCAGAACUCCAUCAGACAUAACCUAUCUCUGAACCGGUACUUUAUCAAAGUGCCACGCUCGCAGGAAGAGCCAGGUAAAGGGUCGUUCUGGCGUGUGGACCCCUCUUCGGAGGCCAAGUUGGUGGAGCAGGCUUUCCGGAAGCGCAGACAGCGAGGAGUUUCCUGUUUCCGUACACCCUUCGGUCCACUUUCGUCCAGGAGUGCUCCAGCAUCUCCUACCCACUCCGGCCUCCUCUCUCCUCACUCAAGCGGCCUCCAGACCCCUGAGAGUCUUUCACGGGAGGGAUCCCCAAUGUCUCACGAACAUGACUUUGGUUCAAAGCUUGCUUCUGUUCCUGAGUUCCGAUACACACAGAGCGCACCAGGCUCUCCAGUAAGUGCUCAGCCUGUAAUCAUGGCCGUACCACCUCAGCCUUCAGCUAUGAUACCCAAGCCCGUGGCUUACAUGCCGGCCUCCAUCAUUAGCUCAUCCCAAGCCUCCGGUCAGGCCAUCCAUGUGGUGCAGCAGGCGCCAGCUGUCACCAUGGUGCGUGUAGUGACCACCAGCUCUCCCAAUGGCUACAUCUUAGCCAACACCAUCUCCUCGGGAUCGGGAGAUGGAUCUGGAGAUCAAAGAGGUGCAAUGGAUGAGAUGCCUGUGGUUGGCAGUCGAGUUAUUCAGACUGUUGGCAGUCACAUGAGUUCGAUCAAUAGGGGACAGCAGAGCUACACAGUUGUUCAGCAAAGCGCUAUUCACCAGCUUCCUGUGCAAACAAUUGCUCAAAAUGGCAAACAUGCUCUACCUGUAUCCAGUGUAUCAUCUCAUGCUUACACUCUUACCAAUCCACUUCAGAUCUUGGCAGCCCAGGCAUCAACAUCUCCACCCGUACUGGUCCACAGACCCUCCAGCAUGGAGGCUGAGAACUCUGCCAGCCAUGAGCCGGAGCCCAAGCGGCCCAAAAUGGAGGAGGACACCAUUGUUCCAGUCCCCCAGCCUGUUAUUGUUGCAAUGAACCAAGAGGCCAGCGAAUGAACGAGUGAGUGGAUGAGUUGCUGAUGGAUCUUCAAAACACAUCCCAAAAUAUCGUUCGCUCAACGUGCUAACAUAUUGAGGGGAACGUGUUUUGUUUUCUUUAAAACAAGAACUUAAACGACACGCCCAACACGGGUAACCGAUCGAAUGUCUUUGUAAGAACAGCUUAAGCAUUGUGUUUCAUGGGGGUUAAUUCAUUGAGCUAUUUCUGGCAGCAUUAAAAUGUUUUAAUUUUGUCGGGGUUUUUAAUCUUGUAAGAAUGUCGGAUUGUCCCUUAAAGGUAUGAAGAGAGGUACAUGUGCUAAAAGCGUGUGCACCCGAGUAGUUCCUCACAAGGUACAAGUUGAGAGAGAGUUGUUAUUUUCGGGAUGGGGUGGGACCAAUACCUAUGCAGCUAUAUCAUAGCGUGAGAGCAACAGUCUCAUGAAAUUUCAGCAGGUUAUUGAAAGGUUCAGAUAAAGCUGUGCAUUACGACAGCCAUCUGUGCUGCCUUUGUGAGGAUUUCAUAAUGUGUCUGUUAGAAAUGCUGUCCUUAUCAAAAUAUAAUUGUUACAACUGAAGCACAUAAACCAACCGGCAAAAAUGAAAUAGAGGCUUUUCUAGUUCUUUAACUUACAAAUUUAUAGUGUACUAUAUAUUUUUCUGUGGAGGGCUCCCUCCCUGCUUGUUUAUUAGAAAUGCUAAUUUCUAAAUUGGUCUAUGUUUAGCUCAAAAUUAAAAAUGAACUUAAUGAAUGUAAGUACCGUUUGUUUAUUUGUUAUGGUUUAUGGCAGCCGUUUUUGACCUAAAAAAAUAUAUAUAUAUUAAAAAAGUUGAAUGUGUGAAUGUGAAUACAUUUUUGCUGUUAUAUGUUUAAUAAUGACAUAAUUGUAAGUUUGAAAUUAAUCGUAUUUAAAGUAGCUCAGUUUCAUCCCAAUUAACAUUUUGCCAAAAUGAUGCUUUGUAAAUUUUACAUACAGUACAAUAUCACCUGGAAUGUGUCAAUGAAUGACAGCAAGUACACAUUAAGUUGCUGAUUUAUAACUUUUGAGAGGGGCUUAUUUUCAACCAAACGCUUUACCAUUUCUAAGACCCAGGAAUGUAAUUGAAAAAUGCUGAUUUUGAUUCUUCAUUGACUUCCUGUGAUCCUAUAAUAAUAAUCACAGAAGCCACAAUGUUCAGUAUUUUUCUGAGAAGUUGAGACCUCACAGUUGUUUAUUUAGAAAGCUUAUUUUAGUAAUAAAAUCAGCCUUUAAUAA
Messenger RNA from Paramisgurnus dabryanus, 3543 nucleotides. Lineage: Eukaryota; Metazoa; Chordata; Actinopteri; Cypriniformes; Cobitidae. The record is from RefSeq and is a predicted model, not a curated record.